Molecule: messenger RNA, 1593 nt
Organism: Amblyraja radiata (thorny skate)
Lineage: Eukaryota; Metazoa; Chordata; Chondrichthyes; Rajiformes; Rajidae
Gene: gja9a
Product: gap junction protein alpha 9a
Exons: 1
Coding region: 1-1551 (516 amino acids)
Biological process (GO): cell-cell signaling
Cellular component (GO): connexin complex
Molecular function (GO): gap junction channel activity
Source: RefSeq, a predicted model, not a curated record
AUGGGCGACUGGAAUUUCCUUGGAGGGAUUUUGGAAGAAGUACACAUCCACUCCACCAUCGUUGGGAAAAUAUGGCUGACCAUCCUUUUCAUAUUCCGCAUGCUUGUCCUGAACGUGGCCGCUGAGGAUGUGUGGAACGACGAGCAGUCAGAGUUCUUCUGCAACACCGAGCAGCCAGGGUGCCGCACCGUUUGCUACGACAAAGCUUGCCCCAUCUCCCUCAUCCGAUAUUGGGUCUUGCAGGUGAUCUUCGUGUCUUCUCCGUCCCUGGUGUACAUGGGUCACGCCCUGUACCGGCUGAGGGCGCUGGAGAAGAUGAGGCAGAAGAAAAAAGUCGAGCUGAAGGGUGAACUGGAAGAGCCGGAGACAAUGUUGGAAGAUAGGCGCAGGUUGGAACGCGAGUUGAGACUGCUGGAGCGCAGAAAGUUAAACAAAGCUCCACUGAGAGGUUCUCUUCUGCGGACCUACAUCUUGCACAUCCUCACCAGGUCUGUGUUCGAGGUGGGGUUUAUGAUGGGGCAGUUUUUGCUCUACGGACUGGGAUUGGAUCCUCUGUACAAAUGCGAGCGGUUCCCCUGCCCCAACGUGGUCGAUUGCUUCGUGUCAAGGCCCACCGAGAAGACCGUGUUCAUGUUGUUCAUGCUGAGUAUUGCUGCAGUUUCCUUGUUCUUAAACAUCCUCGAAAUCAUUCACCUGGGCUGCAAGAAGAUCGAGUUGGGGCUCUUUGGCUGUUAUCCCAGACUGAAGGAGGAAGUGGGAGACAUGUACAUGAACAAAUCGCAGAAAAACUCUAGUGUUCAGCAAAUCUGUGCCGCCGUCUCUCGGCCCUCACAACAGAUGAUGACCCCCUCCGCCCCCAGCGGCUACGAUCUGCUGCUUGAGCAACAAGUGGAGUCCAUCAUAUAUCCGAUCUUCACACCGCCGCCUGAAUUCAAAUCGCUUCAAUGUGACCAGAAACUAUGUCAGAAAGGCGAGGAGCAAGAACCCGUGGCCAAUCAGAAAAACUCAACUUAUAAUGCAGCCCCCAGCGCCAAUGAAGGACAAAAAAAGUCAAAUGGAUCUGAGAUUCCAAGGCAACGUAGCGAAGAGUUGGAUCACUCUAACACUGCCUCCGUUCCCGUUGGCAGUUCCACACCAAGCUCCAAUUCAGCCAGUCAGAUGGAACUAUCAACGGCCGGGUUGUUAUACCCGACCCUUCACGCAGGUAGGGCAUCGUUCACUGCAAUUUCAGCCAGCGCCAGUCGCAAGCCACGUCGAGCCAGUGCCUAUUUUAACUGCAGCACAGAGGUUGAAGGCAGCGGCUCUGCCACAGAAUCCGAGCCAAGUAACAAGGGAAGAUGUGGCUUCAAUGCUACCCGGGCCAGGGCAGCUUCGAAAACAGACCUCAAACGGACCAGCAGACCUGACUCCCCUGAUUCAAUCUGUGAAUCCAGCUCAGAGUCGAAGCAUAGUGGAAACGGCGACAGUCGCCAUGCCCUCUCUCACUCACGGAGAAUGUCAUUGGCAAGUAACGCCAGCGGCAGGCGUGCUCCCACCGAUCUCCAGAUAUGAGCGUUAGUUUAAUUAAUAUCUUAUCUCUGUUCAAUACAAGAG